CAACACAAACCUUAGACAUAGAAGGAUGAUGCUAACAGUUAUGGGGUUUAAAAUGUGAAAAAAGAAAAGUUUGAAGACCAAACUAUAAAUAAAUAAAAACAAGGUGAGAAUUGCAUGCAGAGUGCGUGGAUGAGGAUAAGGUUAAGCAACAGUUUCUUCUGUCCCCUCUUCAAAACUUUUACUUAUCUUCUUCCAUUUUUAAAAUGUUAAUGAUACAAGUAAUAAAACAACGUGAUAAUUAUUAUAAUAAUAAAUUCUCUUUUUUGUUUUAUUAGUAUUUAAUGUAGUAAGGAAAACCACCAGAGCACAUAGACAAGAAGAUCACAUUAUAAAGAUCUCAUCUUUCUCUUCUCCUUCUUCCCUCCUGUAUCUGUAUUCUCUUAUCAGACAAAAAGUUCCAAGAUUUUUCUAAUAGCGAUGGAUUGUGUUGAAUCUUAUUUAUCCGGAGAUAAUUCUGAUGAAUCUCCGGUGAUGCAUACUUGGUUUUCUCCGUCUCCGUCUCCGUCUGACUCUUCCUCUUCUCCUUCAUCUUCUGCUUCUUCUUCCAUUGGGAGGAAUAGCGACGACGGUGAGAAAUCGUCGGAGGACGGUGGAGAUGACGCCGGAGAGAAUGAAGUUGAGUCUCCGUAUAAAGGUCCUCUUGAAAUGAUGGAAUCUCUCGAACAAGUCUUACCUGUUAGGAAAGGGAUAUCGAAGUAUUACAGUGGAAAGUCAAAGUCUUUUACUAAUUUAACGGCGGAGGCAGCUUCGGCGUUGACUUCUUCUUCGUCGAUGAAAGAUUUAGCGAAGCCGGAGAAUCCUUACAGUAGGAGGAGGAGGAAUCUCCUCUGCCAUCAGAUUUGGGAAAAUAACAAGACGACUCCACGUGGUGGGAUCUCGAAGAAACACGUUAUGAGUUCUAGCAGAAGCGCUUUGACGCUAGCUAUGGCUGUUGCGGCUGGUGUGAUGACCGGAGAAGGAUCUUCUUCCGGAGGUGACUCGUCGCCGGGAUCAAGUCCGACGACUUCUGGAUCUCCUCCGAGGCAGCUACAUCAUCAUCAACAUCAGAUGAAGAAGCUUCCUCCGUUGUAUCCUAGGAGUCAAGGGUCUUUUGGUAAUUUGACUUCGUCUCAGUCGUCGUUGGGUUUUUGUGCCUGGAGAUCGUUUUCGGUGGCUGAUUUUCCGAGGUGUUUUCCGGCGACGGCGAGUGGGAUUGGGUUUAAUGACUCGUAGGAAAUGAUGAUAACAAUUGUUUUGUUAAAUUUUUAUAUUUUGAAGUUAGUAACAACCACAUCCGGAGAAUGUAUGUGUAUAGAAGAGUUUCAAAACUUUUGAAUGGAUCAUCCACAUCUUUUUUUUCCAUUUUGGUUUUUUGUUCUAUCAAUUACAUCUUUUCAAAAAUCUUUGUCAUAUCGAAAUCUGUUAUCUGUGUGGAAAGUCCAACAUUCUUCUUUAUGUGUUCUUAUCCAAGUUAUAAAUGAUAAAUGCCUAGAAGCCUAAAACCAUAUGAAGUUAUCUAUAUUUGUUUAUUAUUGAGAAGUAGUAAUUAAUAAGGUUGUUGUUUAGUGAUAAGUGGGUUGAGUCUGAUCCACCAAGUACAUUUACUUGAAGAUGCAUUUGUGUCCACUCUUUUUAAGCUAACUUUGGAAAGUAAGUGAUUUGGCC
Messenger RNA from Arabidopsis thaliana (thale cress), 1644 nucleotides. Its product is annotated as hybrid signal transduction histidine kinase M-like protein. Gene Ontology annotation, cellular component: nucleus. The record is from RefSeq and is marked reviewed. Bases 418 to 1212 code for a protein of 264 amino acids. The transcript has 2 exons. NCBI's taxonomy places the organism in Eukaryota, Viridiplantae, Streptophyta, Magnoliopsida, Brassicales, Brassicaceae. Gene Ontology annotation, biological process: response to oxidative stress.